UGUUUCCUCAUCUCAGUAGCAGUUCCUCAGUUAGACCUGAUCAAACAGACUACAGAGAGGAGCACAACAGAACCAGUUUGUCUGUAAUACCUGAUCUAACAAACUACAGAGAUGAGCAUAACAGAACAGCACAGACCAGAUCAGCAGCUCUGAAAAGCACCAUCAUUGGAGAGAGAGAGUUAGCUCUGGAGGAAGAGCUGUUGUUACAGAACCCCGGUGUCUGAUACCUUCAUCUGGUUCUGGAGGAAGAGCUGUUGUUACAGAACCCUGGUGUCUGAUACCUUCAUCUGGUUCUGGAGGAAGAGCUGUUGUUACAGAACCCUGGUGUCUGAUACCUUCAUCUGGUUCUGGAGGAAGAGCUGUUGUUACAGAACCCCGGUGACUGAUACCUUCAUCUGGUUCUGGAGGAAGAGCUGUUGUUACAGAACCCUGGUGUCUGAUACCUUCAUCUGGUUCUGGAGGAAGAGCUGUUGUUACAGGACCCUGGUGUCUGAUACCUUCAUCUGGUUCUGGAGGAAGAGCUGUUGUUACAGAACCCUGGUGUCUGAUACCUUCAUCUGGUUCUGGAGGAAGAGCUGUUGUUACAGAACCCUGGUGUCUGAUACCUUCAUCCGGUUCUGGAGGAAGAGCUGUUGUUACAGAACCCUGGUGUCUGAUACCUUCAUCUGGUUCUGGAGGAAGAGCUGUUGAUACAGAACCCCGGUGUCUGAUACCUUCAUCUGGUUCUGGAGGAAGAGCUGUUGUUACAGAACCCUGGUGACUGAUACCUUCAUCUGGUUCUGGAGGAAGAGCUGUUGAUACAGAACCCCGGUGUCUGAUACCUUCAUCUGGUUCUGGAGGAAGAGCUGUUGUUACAGAACCCUGGUGUCUGAUUCCUUCAUCUGGUUCUGGAGGAAGAGCUGUUGUUACAGAACCCCGACUCUGUUCUGCUGUUCUGCUGAGCACCUCCAGGACCUGGAAUGUGAACAGAGGCAGUAACAGCAACAUGAACAGAGGGAUAACUCUGGUAGAACAGCAGGUCAGAGAACCUCAGUGGAUAGGUAAUUAAACGACAGACCUUGUGUCGGAACAUUGGCAGCGCUGUUACCAUGGAGACUGGCAAGCGAGGCUCGGUGAAUGUGAUAGGGCCUGGCAGCGGCUCCGUCUCAGAGCAGAGAGAGAACAGCAUCAACAACAGCAUGCCACUCCGGGCUCCUCUAACCACCUUGUUCCUUCACACAGUGCCAGGCUUUUCUUCACACCACCAGGCUCAGCCAGCUGCCUCCUUGGACUCCACGGCCCUCCGUCUGUCCAUCCCUCAGCAGGGUUCCACAGACUCCCUUCCCUUCCUGACUCUCCACCUACCAGCCAGGCUGCAGCUGCACCAGCAGGCCCCACAAUCAGGCCUGGGGCCGCAUGUGUCCCUGAGGGCCUCUGUGUCUGCGGCCAGACCCUCGAGGUCCGCUGGGAAGCACCUUUGUCCUCACUGCGGCCGGGACUGCAUGAAACCCAGUGUCCUGGAGAAGCACCUGCGGUGCCACACCGGGGAACGGCCCUACCCAUGCACCACCUGCGGCAUUUCUUUCAAAACCCAGAGCAACCUCUACAAGCACCGCCGCACACAGGCCCACGCACGCCUCGACUCCGGCUCAGGGCAGAGGUCGCUCGGAUCUCUGGGCAGUCUACAAGGUCACUCAUCCCUGGGAUCGAUGGACAGUCUGCAGGGACACCAAGCCAGUCUGCAAGGUCACUCAUCCCUGGGAUCGAUGGACAGUCCGGGCAGUCUACAGGGCCAUUCCUCAGUGAGCAGUCUGGGCAGUCUACAGGGCCAUUCCUCAGUGAGCAGUCUGGGCAGUCUACAGGGCCAUUCCUCAGUGAGCAGUCUGGGCAGUCUACAGGGCCAUUCCUCAGUGAGCAGUCUGGGCAGUCUACAGGGCCAUUCCUCAGUGAGCAGUCUGGACAGUCUACAGGGCCAUUCCUCAGUGAGCAGUCUGGGCAGUCUACAGGGCCAUUCCUCAGUGAGCAGUCUGGGCAGUCUACAGGGCCAUUCCUCAGUGAGCAGUCUGGGCAGUCUACAGGGCCAUUCCUCAGUGAGCAGUCUGGGCAGUCUACAGGGCCAUUCCUCAGUGAGCAGCCUGGGCAGUCUACAGGGCCAUUCCUCAGUGAGCAGCUUGGACAGUCUACAGGGCCAUUCCUCAGUGAGCAGCUUGGACAGUCUACAGGGCUAUUCUUCCCUGGGCAGUCAGGACAGUCUGCAGGGACAUCGUCUGCAAGGUCACCAGGACAGUCUAUUCAGUUUACAUGGUUCCAGGGAUGCCCUCACCUCCAGCCCCUCUCUAGAUACCCUCAGCCAGGACCCAGGCAGUCUGGAGAAUGGCAGCUCUCUCUCUGCUACCACCACCACCCUCUCCCCCAGCCCUGGCCAGAGGAGUGGGACAGAAGCAGGUAGAGACACAGACACAGGCUGGGCCCUGCAGCAGGCUGGGUUAGAGGGUCUCCUCCUGGCUGCUGGGAACCAGAGUUUAGAGUUAUCCAAGAGGAGGAGAGAAGCGGAGGAUACGAGGGAUGAACGGAGAGAGAGCAGGAAGGAUAAAGAUAGAGAGAAGUCAGUGUUGACCCUGUCCCGCCACCUCCCGCUGCGGAGACAGCAGGCUGCCAUCUUGUCUCAGUGGGAGGGUUCUCUGGCUAGGGGGAUGGCCCAGAACCAAGACAACUUCCUGUCUAGAGGGAAGUCCCAGAGCCACGACAGCACAGACUCCGGCUAUAGCGAGACCUCCAGCCCUGGGUCUGGACCCCACAACCCUGGGUCUGGACCACACAACCACAGCCCUGGGUCUGGACCACACAACCCUGGGUCUGGACCACACAACCACAGCCCUGGGUCUGGACCACACAACCACAGCCCUGGGUCUGGACCACACAACCACAGCCCUGGGUCUGGACCACACAACCACAACCCUGGGUCUGGACCACACAACCACAGCCCUGGGUCUGGACCACACAACCACAGCCCUGGGUCUGGACCACACAACCACAGCCCUGGGUCUGGACCACACAACCACAACCCUGGGUCUGGACCACACAACCACAGCCCUGGGUAUGGACCACACAACCACAGCCCUGGGCCUGGACCACAUAACCACAGCCCUGGGUCUGGACCACACAACCACAACCCUGGGUCUGGACCACACAACCACAGCCCUGGGUCUGGACCACACAACCACAGCCCUGGGUCUGGACCACACAACCACAACCCUGGGUCUGGACCACACAACCACAGCCCUGGGUCUGGACCACACAACCACAGCCCUGGGUAUGGACCACACAACUACAGCCCUGGGUCUGGACCACACAACCACAGCCCUGGGCCUGGACCACACAACCACAACCCUGGGUCUGGACCACACAACCACAGCCCUGGGUAUGGACCACACAACCACAGCCCUGGGCCUGGACCACACAACCACAGCCCUGGGUCUGGACCACACAACCACAGCCCUGGGUCUGGACCACACAACCACAGCAUGGAGUCAGUGGCAGAGUCUAUUAUGGAGAUACACGACCAGCCGGACACUUUCCACAGACAGCCUGAUCAAACUAACACCACACAGCUAAACGCCACACAUACACUCACACAGCCUUCACACACACCCACACAGCUAAACGCCACACACACACCCACACAGCCAAAACUCACAGUGUCUCAGCCCAGGAGCACAGUUUCAGUCCUGGCCCAGCAGAGUCUUGAAGAGAGAAUCUCCAAGCUGAUCUCAGAGAAUGAUGCCGUGGUGGAGGACAAACACCUGAACACAGUCCGACCCAGGAAGACCCUCCUGUCUAAACAGGGCAGCAUUGACCUGCCAAUGCCCUACACCUACAAAGAUUCCUUCCACUUCGAUAUGAAGACCAGCAACAGGCCUCCUACAACCAGCGCUGGGAUGGCCUGGCAGAGAGGGGAUAGGGGAGGAGGGUGGCCAGGUCUGUAUAGUUCGGUACAUACCCAGACCUCCACCAGCCUGGAGCAGGGGCAUCAUGCCCCCCUGACCCGCAGUAGCUCCCUGCCCCACAGUGUGGGUCUUCAGGGUACAGACAGAGCCAGCUCAGCCUCUCCUCACAACCCCCAUCCUCACCAAAGAGACUGGCUACACCUGGGCCGUAAGGGCAGCUCUGGACUACUUUACCCAGUAGGCUUUGCCACCAAGUCUGUGGACCAUCGUGCAUCAGGCCACCGCAUGCUGGUCAGACAGGCGGCCGUGGACAAUCUCCCGACGGACGGACCGUUGACGUUAGCAGCAGGCGACAAUGUCAUUCCCUGCGGUCUUGGCUCGGACGGAGACGUAGGCGCGGAUGGAGAGCUGAGUAGAAAGAGUCGUAGGAAGAAGUCCCAGAAGUUUGCCUACAGUAAGUGGUACAAGUAUGGAGGAGGAGGAGGAGGGACGUUCACAAAGCUCUACAGCCCAGAGAAGGUAGCUGAUCCGGGUGUGUUGAAGACUAAAAGGUCGUUAGCUGGUCUGGAGCCAGAGAGGGUCCUGGGGGUUCAGAGAGGCCCAGAUCUGGUGACAUCACACGUCUCAAGUAGUGCCACUGUGUGUCUUCCAUCCUGCCUCCAAGACAACCUUUCACCUGUCAAUCAUGUCCACUCAUAUCAAACACCUAGUCAUCUCCAUACCGCACCCACUUCCUGUCUCACACCCAGUCAUCUCCAUGCCGCACCCACUUCCUGUCUCACACCCAGUCAUCUCCAUGCCGCACCCACUUCCUGUCUCACACCCAGUCAUCUCCAUAACACACCCACUUCCUGUCUCACACCCAGUCAUCUCCAUAACACGCCCACUUCCUGUCUCACACCCAGUCAUCUCCAUACCGCACCCACUUCCUGUCUCACACCCAGUCAUCUCCAUACCGCACCCACUUCCUGUCUCACACCCAGUCAUCUCCAUGCCGCACCCACUUCCUCUCUCACACCCAGUCAUCUCCAUAACAUGCCCACUUCCUGUCUCACACCCAGUCAUCUCCAUAACACACCCACUUCCUGUCUCACACCCAGUCAUCUCCAUACCCCACCCACUUCCUGUCUCACACCCAGUCAUCUCCAUACCCCACCCACUUCCUGUCUCACACCCAGUCAUCUCCAUACCACACCCACUUCCUGUCUCACACCCAGUCAUCUCCAUGCCGCACCCACUUCCUCUCUCAAACAUCCCCUCCAGAGAACCCAGUCAGUCUCAAAAGAAGCGUUUUCUAACAGGACUGACUGUGUGUCUCAACGAUGUGGAAGCCAUGUUCCCUCAGAGAGGAAGAAGCAGAAAAUUGAGAAUAACGUUUGUCUUCUGGAGAGAGGAGGAGGAGGAGGAGGCCUAAACAGCAGCAUUAAACUGAACCAACUCUCAUCCUCAGUCAGAGGUGGGAUAGCCAAGCCCUUCUCCUCCUCGUCCUCCUCGGAUUCAGCCAAGACCAGUUUCCUCCCCAAGUACCAGUUAAUGAUUCCUACAGACUCAGGGCCUACGGGCCUCACCCCAACACAACCUACGGGCCUCACCCCAACACAACCUACGGGCUUCACCCCAACACAACCUACGGGCCUCACCACAACACAACCUACGGGCCUCACCCCAACACAACCUACGGGCCUCACCCCAACACAACCUACGGGCCUCACCCCAACACAACCUACGGGCCUCACUCCAACACAAGCUAGAGGCCCUGUCAGUGUUUCAUCAGUCACAGGCUUAGGACAGGCUCAGCGCAGGUCUGCUACACCUGUUUCUGUUCAGAGUCAACAUGCCAAACCAUCCAUAGCAUCGGUUCAAAGCCGGUUUGCUACCAUCACAGCCACAGCGGAGAAGCAAUCUGCCACACCACCCACAGCCUCAGUACAGAGCAUGCCCUGGAAACCAUCAGUAUAUGGUCAAUGUGUUACACUCAACACCACUUCCACAACAACCCUCCACCCUGCUCUCACAGUAGCAGACCAUGUCAACCCUCUAACCGAUGUUACUGCAGAGGUCAACCCAGAGGUCAACCCUCUAACCGAUGUUACUGCAGAGGUCAACCCUCUAACUGAUGUUACUGCAGAGGUCAACCCAGAGGUCAACCCUCUAACCGAUGUUACUGCAGAGGUCAACCCAGAGGUCAACCCAGAGGUCAACCCUCUAACCGAUGUUACUGCAGAGGUCAACCCUUCGUGCCAUACGAUAGCAGCUUUAGCAUGCCAUGCCAUUCCAUUCACUGAAACCCAGUCGUCCCCAUACCAUACAUCCAUAGCAUACCCUGCUAUACCGUUCACUGUUAGUCACAGCGGGCAGUCAGAGGGUCAGAAAGUGUUCCAUGUGAGGACAGCGGACCUCCACAUCUGUCUCCAGCUCAUCUCAGACGAACAGCUGGCGCUCAUAGAGCCUCAGAUAGAACGGCAGGAUAUGACAUCGGAGCCUCAGACGGAACGGCAGGAUAUGACAUCAGAGACAGGGCCUUCUCAUGGUCGCGUCCACGGAGCGAUGGAUCCAGGAGGAACCACAACGAUAAAGGAAGCACUCCAAACCAGUUCAUGUAUUCUACCUGAUGCUGAAACACAGGAGGGGGCAGUAAAGGAUGUGACACAGGAAGUCACUGAACCUAUGCACCCAGUAGAACCUUCUUCAACACAACAUGAGAACAACAGAGGUUUCUCUGGCGAUGAAGAGUGGCAGCAUUCAGAAGCAGUAUGUUGUCAUGACCAGGAGCAUCGCUCAACAGACACCCUCUCUAGUCCUGGAGCUCCUCUUACUCAGACUGACAGAUCAGAGAGGAUGGAAGCUGAUCCUCUAACCAACACAGAGCAGCAACUGUCUCGUAAUGAUCCACCUGACCCAGGACUAUUUCCUCAGAACCACCCAGACUCCGUCCUAGAGACUCCAGGACUAUUUCCUCAGAACCACCCAGACUCCGUCCAGGAGACUCCAGGACUAUCUCCCCAGAACCACCCAGACUCCGUCCAGGAGACUCCAGGACUAUUUCCUCAGAACCACCCAGACUCCGUCCAGGAGACUCCAGGACUAUCUCCUCAGAACCACCCAGACACCAACACCGUCCAGGAGACUCCAGGACUAUUUCCCCAGAACCACCCAGACUCCGUCCAGGAGACUCCAGGACUAUUUCCCCAGAACCACCCAGACUCCGUCCUAGAGACUCCAGGACUAUUUCCUCAGAACCACCCAGACUCCGUCCUAGAGACUCCAGGACUAUUUCCUCAGAACCACCUAGACUCCAACACCAACCUAGAGACUCCAGGACUAUUUCCCCAGAACCACCCAGACACCGUCCAGGAGACUCCAGGACUAUCUCCCCAGAACCACCCAGACACCGUCCAGGAGACUCCAGGACUAUCUCCCCAGAACCACCCAGACACCGUCCAGGAGACUCCAGGAAUAUUUCCCCAGAACCACCCAGACUCCGUCCUAGAGACUCCAGGACUAUAUCCUCAGAACCACCCAGACUCUGUCAACAUGACUCCAGCUCUGCCUCACAACCUGGUUGCCCAGUCUAGAACUCUCCAGAACCACCCAGACACCAACACGGUCACAAUGCUUCUUCAGAACCACAUAGACACUGGCAACGUGGCUCCAGUGAGUCUAUCUCUGCCUCAGAACCACACCCCCCUGGCUCCACUGAGUCUAUCGCUGCCUCCAUUUCUCCCUCCGAGGACACCAGGCGGUGCAGCUUCUGCCUCUCUGGGAGGUGUGGAACCAGCCAGGAGUCUGACAGACAGAGGAGAAGAACAAGGCCUUCCUCUGCACCUCCUCCUUUCUUCAGACAGGACAGUCAGUGAAGUAGUCAGCCCCUCUCAUCGGGGCUGGUCUGAACAGGGCGUCAGUGAAGUAGUCAGCCCCCUGGUCUGUACUGGACUGCUAGCUGGGGAACCCAACUCAGCUGGACCGCCGGUCUGUACUGGACUGCUAGCUGGAGAACCCAACUCAGCUGGACCGCCGGUCUGUACUGGACUGCUAGCUGGGGAACCCAACUCAGCUGGACCGCCGGUCUGUACUGGACUGCUAGCUGGGGAACCCAACUCAGCUGGACCGCCGGUCUGUACUGGACUGCUAGCUGGAGAACCCAACUCAGCUGGACCGCUGGUCUGUACUGGACUGCUAGCUGGGGAACCCAACUCAGCUGGACCGCCGGUCUGUACUGGACUGCUAGCUGGAGAACCCAUCUCAGCUGGACCGCCGGUCUGUACUGGACUGCUAGCUGGAGAACCCAACUCAGCUGGACCGCCGGUCUGUACUGGACUGCUAGCUGGAGAACCCAACUCAGCUGGACCGCCGGUCUGUACUGGACUGCUAGCUGGAGAACCCAACUCAGCUGGAUCGCCGGUCUGUACUGGACUGCUAGCUGGAGAACCCAUCUCAGCUGGACCGCCGGUCUGUACUGGACUGCUAGCUGGAGAACCCAACUCCGCUGGACCGCCGGUCUGUACUGGACUGCUAGCUGGAGAACCCAACUCAGCUGGACCGCCGGUCUGUACUGGACUGCUAGCUGGAGAACCCAACUCAGCUGGACCGCUGGUCUGUACUGGACUGCUAGCUGGUGAACCCAUCUCAGCUGGACCGCCGGUCUGUACUGGACUGCUAGCUGGGGAACCCAACUCAGCUGGACCGCCGGUCUGUACUGGACUGCUAGCUGGAGAACCCAACUCACCUGCAGUCAACCACAGCUUCACAGCAGGAGCCAAGAAGAGCUGUGACAGAGGAGGAGAUGAGGAGGAGGAGGAAGACUCCAGAAGAACAAGCCUGAAAGAUGAAGAGGAGAGGGAGGAGUGGGAGGAGAAGAGGGAGGAGAGAGAAGAGGUUUUGGAAGAGACAGAGGAGAGUGAGGAGACAACGGAAACACCUGGCCAUACCUCUGAUGGGUUUAGAGGAGAGGAUGAAGCAGAUUCCCGUCACAGCAUCUGGACAUCGCUGCCACUUUACCGUCGUCUAUAUCAGACACCAACCAACGUGUCUCACACACUUUCGAAGGCCACUCAGCAACAGAUCAACUUAACUUCAGGAAAAGAUCCGUCGUAUAACCUACAGACCAACUGUUCCAAUGCCCCUGAACCCACCGUGUGCUGUAGCACCCCAGCCUUUAGUGAUACCAGCAUCUUCAGCAGAUCACAGAUUUUGCCUAAGACAGAGACAAACUGUGUCCUCCCCUCCAAACUACUUCAGAGCCACAGUGAGACUAACAUGGUAUAUACGAAUGUGAGUAGGGCAGGACAGACACACCCCUUCCCUACAGUAGACUGUUUGAGCAGGUUUAGGGCCCCUACAGCACAGUGUGUGAGCAGGUUUAGGGCCCCUACAGCACAGUGUGUGAGCAGGUUUAGGGCCCCUACAACAGAGUGUGUGAGCAAGUUUAGGGCCCCUACAGUAGACUGUUUGAGCAGGGUUAGGGCCCCUAGAGUAGACUGUGUGAGCAGGGUUAGGGCCCCUAUAACAGAGUGUGUGAGCAGGGUUAGGGCCCCUACAGUAGACUGUGUGAGCAGGGUUAGGGCCCCUACAGCAGAGUGUGUGAGCAGGUUUAGGGCCCCUACAGUAGACUGUUGGAGCAGGGUUAGGGCCCCUACAAUCGAGUGUGUGAGCAGGUUUAGGGCCCCUACAGUAGACUGUUUGAGCAGGGUUAGGGCCCCUACAGCAGAGUGUGUGAGCAGGGUUGGGGCCCCUAUAGCAGACUGUGUGAGCAGGGUCGGGGGAGUGCAGAGUAGUAGCCUGGAGGACCAAGAGGACAGUAGCAGUAGUGAUGAUGAAGGGAAACUGAUCAUUGAGCUUUAGACAGUUAGAUUUCCUAAAUGGAAUACAGACAGACUGGAAGAGGGGAGGAGGGGAGGAG
Molecule: messenger RNA, 9825 nt
Organism: Salmo salar (Atlantic salmon)
Lineage: Eukaryota; Metazoa; Chordata; Actinopteri; Salmoniformes; Salmonidae
Gene: znf831
Product: zinc finger protein 831
Source: RefSeq, a predicted model, not a curated record